AAAACUAGCGAAAAUCCUUUUUCUCUACCCCUUCUUCGUUUAGUCUUUGCUUCCUGAAAUAAACUCGAAGAGUCAGCGUCUUAUUCCACUACAACCAUGCCUAUUUUAAGAAAUCCUUAACAAAAUUACAACGGUCCAUCCGGUCGAAUUCAGGAAAAAAACCCACGAAAAUGGCAACGAGAACAUCGUCACCAUCGCCUUCGUCAUCACCGCCGUCGUCGUGCUUCAUGCUGAUCUGUCUCCUCCACUCAGCCAUCGCCAUAUCAAGCGGCGCCUUCAUGAUGUUCCGUAUGAAAGAAAUCUACACCUUCACGCACGGGAUCGAAACUGCCACCAAGCUCCUCGGCUCCACCCCACACGACCAACUCCUGAUCCGGACCUCCGAUUCGUUCUCCGGCCUGCUCUUGUUCACCAUCGGGUUCUUGCUCUUCAUGGUCUCCUUCGUUGAAGACACCGAUUUCCAGUCCUUCUUCGCCGCCGGCUGCACCUUCUUGCACGUUUUCAUGGCCGUGUGGAGGUUUUGGUUCGAGACCAGAGUGGAGGAUUUGGCUUGGGAUUGUAUUAGGCAAACGGUUGGCGAUAUUUUAUUGGCUCUUUCUUGGGUUUCCUUUUUGGUUUACUCUUGGAGAGAAAAGUAUGAUUAGAUAUUUUCAUUUUUCUUGUUAAAAUUUUACUCUUUUUUUUUUUUAAAUAUGGAAAUGUAUAUUUUGUGAAGUUAAUAAUUUGGGUCUUUUUUAAAUGAAUGUAAAAUUAUUGGGUAUGGGUCAGAAUUUAAGAAAAA
Messenger RNA from Gossypium arboreum, 781 nucleotides. RefSeq lists its product as uncharacterized. The record is from RefSeq and is a predicted model, not a curated record. The coding region runs from base 171 to 644 and encodes 157 amino acids. NCBI's taxonomy places the organism in Eukaryota, Viridiplantae, Streptophyta, Magnoliopsida, Malvales, Malvaceae. The transcript has a single exon.